CCCGUUGCUUACACUAACCAUUGCAUAGCUACUACUAUAAUACAUUUUUAGAGUGCACUUCAAGUCUCUCAAUCCUCUCCUUCUGCAACCAAUUAAUAUUAUCAAUCUUUUGCUUAAUUUCUUCUAUUUCUCUUUAAAGGAAAUUAUAAUAAUGAAGAAGCUGAGUUUGAUGCUAAGAAAAUGCAAGAGCUUGUCGAGGCAACUCGGAAGAUCUUCAUCAUACAGUAGCCUAAGAUCUAAAUCUACUAGAGAAGACUUAAGGGUACAUGAUCAUCAUAAACAAGAAAAUGAAGAUCAAGAACAUAAAAUUAUUUUUGUUGGAAGUACAAGAAAACGUUACGUGAUUAGCUCUAAGUACUUGAGUCAUCCUCUAGUUACGGCUUUAAUCGAAAAGCCGAAGCCGAACCAGAAGCAAGGGGAUGAAGAAAUGGUGGUGGUGAAAUGUGAAGUUGUUCUCUUUGAUCAUCUUUUAUGGAUGCUUGAAAAUGCUGAUCCUAAUCUUUGUGUUGAGGAGCUUGCUGAUCUUUAUUAUGUCUUCUGAAUCAAAAAUUCUUUAAAGGUAGUGACCAAAAAAGCACUAAUAUGAUUAUUUUUUUAUGAUGUUAUUCAUUUAAAUUCUAACUCCAAUGAGUUUGUAUUAAUUGUAAAAAGAAUUAUGGAAUUUGAUCAUUUGUAAACCUACUCAUGGAGUUUUCUUGUGUUGUACGCUUCAUGGUUGUUCUUAAUCUUUUUAACUAUCAAUAAAUUUUCAUUGAUGCAAAAUUUUAAUAA
Molecule: messenger RNA, 771 nt
Organism: Mercurialis annua (annual mercury)
Lineage: Eukaryota; Viridiplantae; Streptophyta; Magnoliopsida; Malpighiales; Euphorbiaceae
Product: auxin-responsive protein SAUR78
Exons: 1
Coding region: 152-541 (129 amino acids)
Biological process (GO): response to auxin
Source: RefSeq, a predicted model, not a curated record